UUAUAUUUUUUGUUCAGUGUAGUUGAAUUUCAUGCACACUUUUCCACAAUACAUUGGAAAUUAUGCCUUCUCCCUACAGUUUUCAGCGAUUAACUUUGCCCACGACUGGCUCAUGCGACUCUGUGUUUGAAUGUAAAUAAUCAUUGCUUGCGAUACGGCUAUGGAAACAAUUGGCCCUCAUCUUUAUUCAAAACAUAUGGGCCUUCUUUCAUCGUGAAAGAAUCCUUCAAAUAAAAAAUAUACGCUUACUGUAAUUAGCAGUUUUGCACAGAUCCAUACAACUGUGACUUUAUGACCAACAUUAUCCUAUUUAUACUUUAGUAAAUCUCGACACUAGAAUUAAUGUUUCUAACUCAUAUCGAUGCCACACAGGCUGUUUAAAACCAGAUCAUUUGGUUCUAAGGGGCAGAUGACAUUUAUUUUAACCACAUACUCUUUAAGCUACGAGGCCAACCAAUAAGAUCCUUUCUCUUCAGUAAAGGAGAGGCCAAGGGCUUAAUAAGAAGUGAUUUUUAUUUAUUUUUAAAUGGCAGGAGUUGUGGAACAGGGAGGAGAAGGGAAGACACCUGUAUAAGAUCCAGGAAAAGGUGGGGGAGGUCCUCAGGUCAAGAGAAGGAAGGAAAGUCUAAUCACAAGGCUGAGACUCAUAAGACUCAACAGCACUUUGAAAUCAGUAGGGAAACAUCCAACUGGAAAGUGUAAUCACUGCCAGGAGAUGGAGACAGUGGAACGCGUUCCAUUUCAGUGGCAGCGAUAUGGGAGGCAAAGAUACAAUUUGCUAUUAGGAAUAAUGGUAUUGAGGAGUUAAAUAUAUUUAAAAAAAAAUUAAACCUUACGCUGAUAUUGUAUUAAUUUAUGUAUUCCGUUUCCUUGGGGAGAAGGCAGGGUUUGAUUGGGUAGAGUUCAACUUCAGACACGUUCCCUGUCGCUGGUUCACAUUCCAGUCCAGUUGGUGGAGGUAAUGCAUGACUAAAGUUGAUUGCCAACCGCCAUUUAAAACCACAGAAGUGUAAACGGAAGUGAACAGUGACCAAGAACAACUUCAACGUUAGCGGUUUUAUUAGUUAUAUAUAUUAAUUAACACACGACCUCAAAACAUGACUUAACUACACAGCAUUACAUACUUAUCCCAGGUAGUCUUUAAUUCGUGUCGGAGACAGGACUUGGGUGAUACAUCUGUUAUCUAGGUAACGCUAACUAGCUGCUAACUAUGGUUUUUCACACUCAAAUAGCCUUCAUUAUGGAGGUGCUAGCGAAUGCAGCCGUGGCAGAGAUCUGUAAACUCGUAGACGACGACUAUGCAGUGUUUCGUUUGGAAAUAACUCAAAGCCAGAAAUAAAACAGGGCAUUGCAGAGGAAACUACAGAAACUCGAAUUGAAGGUGGAGCGUGCAGAGAGGAGAGCGCGUCCUUACCAGUCGUCCCAGUAGUGUCAAGAUCCUCGACCGAUAUACAGGAAUGGCAAGAGGUGAAGGACAUCUCACUGGAGGCCACAGAAGCUUUGUGAAGCCAGUGGGACACAAUACAUGGCGCGAUGACCAACCAAUCACUGUUGAGGGGAGUGGAACCUCAACCCAGCACGUUAUUGUGAUAGAGUCUGCAGAGGCUGCAGGUCCUGGGGUGAAGCAGGAGACGUCUGAAAGAGAGGAGGACCGACGGCACAGCAGAGACAUCCAGACUGGAGAAGCUCCUGGAGUGGUGCUCCCUGUAGCCACUGGGGACCUCGCCAACGUGCCCCAGGCCAGGUCCCGAUGCAGCAUCACGGAGGAGGAAGAGAGUCCAGAGGUGCUGCUGGUGAAGGAGGGGUGUGAGGAGGGUCUGGGGAACCCUGAGGGGACCAUGGUCAUGGAGGACAACCAGACUACACCUCCUCCUGAACCCACAGAGGAACCAGCUGAGCAGCACAGGACCACACACAGUCUCACUGAGUCAGUAGACAUGGAGGAUGGGAUGCCUGAUCUGCUGCUAGUCAAAGAGGAGACAAUAGAAGAUGGACCAGAGAGCAUUGAUCUGCUGAGUGGACUAAAGAUGGGGGAGCAAGGUGGUUGGCUGGAGGCUAACACAGGAGACUGGGCAGCCAUCUUGGAUUCCCAGACACAGACAGGUGCAGCCCAGGGGACAACAUCACUGAGCAGUCUGCAGUCCAUGAGGACCUGCUGAUAACUGGUGUUCCUGGCGGGAGAGACCGGACCCUUGAGGCGGCUGGUCACAAACCCUGGCCCCGGAUCAGGAGCCGUCACACUUCCUUCGCGAGUCGGAACCAGGACCCAAACGCAAUCGACAGAGACCCCACCACCACACAGAAUACAACCAGUGAACAGGUGGACUGAACAACCUCAGUCCUGGUGGUCAUCAGAUAGACAGAGGCUCCAGUCAGGGAUCCAGUCUGCAGCCCAGACCCUUCUCUUCACAGUCUCAGUGCAGGGAUGAAGCAGGGCCUGGGGCUGAUAGAGAUAGACCCUCCUGUUCCUAUGAUACAAACACCACAGUAUCCAUGAUGAACAGAGCAGGUCACCCUGGGCUUCAGCCUUCACAGAGAGUGGUGGGAGACCACCCUGAUGGGAGUCUAACAGGAAGUCUUUCUCCUUCAAGAUCUCCUCUAAUGCCUGGCGACUGGGUUCAUAGAAGGUCUGGGUCUAGCCUUCCUCAGCUGCCUCAUGGUUAUCCCACCAAUACAGACAGGGUCAGGAUGGGCUUUCACCAUGAUAGGUACCUAGCCUAUAACACUGAAGACAAUCCCAACAACACCCAAACAAUGGCUAGAGGUCAAGCAGGGAGCUCAAUGACUAAGGGAGCUCAAAGGGUGGUGGCUCCUGCUUCUACCUCCUCUGGUGUCAUUGGGUCACAACGUGGGAGGCCGAGCAUUAGGACGGACGCCGACAAGCCAUACGCCUGCCCCACGUGUGGGAAGUGCUUCGCUGAGGCGAACUAUGUGAAGAAGCACCAAACUGUUCAUACCAAGGAGAGGCCUUUCAAGUGCAAACUAUGUUACAAGAGCUUCUCCUUCCAGAGUAACCUUAUCAAACAUAGGAGUGUCCACAAUGGGGAGAAAUCAUAUCAGGGUGGCCUGAGAUGUACACAGGGGAUAUCUGAGAACCAUUCUUUAGCUGACAUAUUAUGCGAAGUGUCUUGGGGUAAGAUUUUUUUUGAUUGCUAAGUCCCUCAUUUAAACAGGAUCGGUGUCCCCCCUGCGUGACGGGUGAGCUAAUGUGAUUAGCAUGAGGUUGUAAGUAACAAGAACCUGUCCUAGGACAUCUGAUAUGGGCAGAAAGCUUGUUUUCUUGUUAGUCUAGCUGCACUGUCCAAUUUACAGUAGCUAUUACUGUAAAAGAAUACCAUGCUAUUGUUUGAGGAGAGUGCACAGUUAUGAACUUGAAAAUGUAUUAACAAACCAUUUGGGCAGACUUGAUACAGCAUUUGGCAGAAAUGCAAUGGUUCAUUGGAUCAGUCUAAAACUUUGCACAUACACUGCCAUCUAGUGACCAACAUUUAAAUUGCGCCUAAACUGGAAUAGUACAUUAUGGCCUUUCCGUUGCAUUUCAAAGAUGAUGAAAAAUAAAAUGGAUGUAUUUUUCUUUGUA
This is a messenger RNA of Salmo salar (Atlantic salmon), 3580 nucleotides long. RefSeq lists its product as uncharacterized. NCBI's taxonomy places the organism in Eukaryota, Metazoa, Chordata, Actinopteri, Salmoniformes, Salmonidae. The record is from RefSeq and is a predicted model, not a curated record.